AUACUAUUGUUAUUGAAUUCACUCAUUUUUGUCCUAAAAGAAAUAAGUUUUAAAUCAAAUCGUUCUCAUUAUACUCGUUUACUCUCUUACUAUACUCACGUUGUCAUUAAUUUCUCAUUAAUUGAUUUUAUUGAUAAUUGAUCCAAUAUGGACAUAGCUGAAGGUGUUACGCCAGCGUAUCUGAAAUUGGCUCAGAUAAAAUUUUGCUUAACUCUCCCACAGUUUAAAGAAGAUCCAGAUUUAAUUUCAUCUUUAUUAGCCGGUAUAGUCCAAAAUAAUAUGGCCCCCUACUACAAAGAAGUAUGCACAGAUUUGUCAUGGAUAUUUGACCAAACUCUUUAUGAUAAAAUGGCUGCUAAUAAUGCUAAGCGCAUGGCAGAACUUGAACAAGAAAAAAAUCCCACCAUGGUAGAUGAUGAUGACCCAGUAUCUGGUAUAUGGCAAGCAAAGUUGCUUUAUUUAUGUUCCAUCGGUGACCGCGAAGAAGCAACAAAACUGGCAGAGUCUAAACUAGAAGAGAAAAAUGUACCUAAGUCACAGCAAAUCGAUACUGUGUUUGCUCUAUUUAGAGUUGCAUACUUUCACGGAUGCGAUAUUCCGGCAAUGAAAAAAGCAAUAGACAAAGCCACGGAGUUAAUUGAAGGAGGAUCUGGUGGAGAUUGGAGUGCCAGAAAUAAACUUAAAGCAUAUGAUGGUAUUUGGAGUUUGGCAAUACGAGAUUUCAACCGAGCGGCCAAGCUGUUUGUAGACGUUGUACCCACAUUUGAAUCGUAUGAACUUGCAGAUUUCAGCACUAUCAUCAAAUACACUGUAUAUUCGUCAAUGAUAGCUUUCCCUAGAUAUGAGUUGAAAAAAACGCUCAUGCAUCAUGGUGUUAUGGCUCAGGCUUUAAACUCAAAUUCUAAGGAACUUAAAGAUUACUUUGUCUCAUUAUAUGAAGGUCAAUACUCUAAAUUCCUUGUUUAUUUAGCACGCAUUGAAAAGAACAUGAAACAAGACCCAUUGUUACACCCUCACUAUAAAUAUUAUGUUCAAGAGAUGAGGUUAUUAGCGUAUAAGCAAAUAUUACAAGCAUAUAGAUCAUUGAGUUUGGAUUACAUGGCUGAAUCGUUUGGUGUGACUAAAGGAUUUGUGGAAAAAGAAGUUGCUAGAUUUGCAGCUGCUGGACGUUUAACUUGCAAGAUCGAUCAUGUUGCUGGAGCUGUGGUGACCAGUAGUACUUCCAAGAAUAGUUUACAACUGGGAGCGCCAGAAUCUAGACUAGAACGCGGUAUAUUAUAUCAGACAACUGUGAAAAAAGGCGAUAUAUUGUUGAACAGGUUAAAGAAGUUGGCUAGAGUUAUGGAUUUCUAAAGAAAAAUUUUGUGAUUUUUUUUUUAGUUUGUGUUUAAAAAUAAAUAAAUUUUGAGUUAAUGCAUUAUGCAUUUGUAUGUAUAAUUCAUCAAUUCUAAUUUAUCCAAUACUAUUAUUAUUUGUACUUUCGCAUCAUCUAAAAAUAUUAAUAGUUUACCUUUAUCCUUAUAAAUUAUAAUAUAUUAAACAAUAUAUCUAUUGAAAUUUA
Molecule: messenger RNA, 1561 nt
Organism: Metopolophium dirhodum (rose-grain aphid)
Lineage: Eukaryota; Metazoa; Arthropoda; Insecta; Hemiptera; Aphididae
Gene: Rpn7
Product: 26S proteasome non-ATPase regulatory subunit 6
Exons: 2
Coding region: 148-1353 (401 amino acids)
Biological process (GO): proteasome-mediated ubiquitin-dependent protein catabolic process
Cellular component (GO): proteasome regulatory particle
Source: RefSeq, a predicted model, not a curated record